CGUUGUAGAUAAAAUACUUUUGAUAUGAAGUUGAAUAUUUUAAUUUGUGUAACUGUCAAUGUAAUGCUUUCAGUUUUAUUUACAUCGUAUUUUCGGAAAUAAAUAUAUGUUAGAAAAUGGUUAACGAAAUCAAACGUUUGCAAAAGGAAAAACAGAAAGCUAUUUCCGAAGGAAAAUGGAAAGAAGCUGCUGCAGCAUGUAACUACUUGGGUUCCGAACUAUUUAAAGCCUGCCAAUAUAAACAGGCUUUAGAAUGCCAUCUAGAAGAAUUAAAUUUUUGCGAAAUGACUGGUGAUCGCUUAGGAAUGGCUGUUGCCAACCGUAAAAUCGGCGAAUGUUAUGCCGAACUCCAUCGUUUUGUGAAAGCACUUUCUCAUAUCAAGACAUUUCUAGAACUUGCAAUUAGUGUAAACUCUCUUGUUGAAGAACAAAGAGCGUGGGCUACUUUUGGAAGAACUUACUAUAUGAAAUAUCUCUUUGAAACUGAAGGAGAUUGUCCAAAGGAUAAUAGUAACAAAACGUUAGAUCAAGCUGAGAAAGCUUAUGUACAAGCAUUAGAACUGUCUGAAGGUCUUAAUUCUACUCUAAGUGAAAGGGAGUAUGCGGAAAUGCGGGCUCGUCUGCUGUUAAAUUUAGGUCUAGUUUGUGAACAACGUGGAAAUUUAUCUGGAUGUGCUGAAAAUAUACGACAUGCCAUUUUUUUAGCUUCAAAAUAUGACCUACAUGAGGACCUGAAUAGAUGCCAGUACAGUCUUGCAACUGUUUAUCAAAAACAUAAGCAAUACUCGUGUGCACUUCGCCUUUUAGAUGGAGCCAUUGUAUCUGCAGGAAAACUACAUGAUAUCCCUUUGAAAUGUGAAGCAUUAGUCACCAAAGCCUCAAUAUUGAUUUCAUUGAAGGAUUUUGAAGGAGGGAAAUUAUGUUUAAAAACUGCAUAUAAAUUGCAUUCUCCAAUUCCUGAAGAUCACGAAAAAAUUGCAAGUGAUCUUAAAAUUAGUGUUGGUUUAUGUAUAUCACAAAAUAAAUUACUUAAUUUGAAUAGAAGUGAUCACUACGAGAGAAGGGUUCUUUUAGAAAAAAUUGCUGAUGCUUUAGCAUCUUUGAAUUGUUAUAAGUUAGCCAUUGAAUAUUAUUCUUCUGUUUUAAAGUGUAUGGAAGAGAUUGGUUCUCCUAAAAAUGAAAAAGCACCCAUUUAUUUUUCCUUAGCUCAGACUUACUAUGAUGAUGGGGAUCCUUCUAAAGCACUAGAGUUCUUGCAAAUAGAGUUAAAUUGUAAUGAAAAUAAACCUUCCGAACAAAUAAAAACAUUAUGGAAGAUGGCAGAUAUAUGUGAAGAAAAGCAAAAUUUUGAAGAGUGUGAGAAAAAGCUUAUUAAAGCUGUUUCUUUAGCGGAAGAGAUAGAAAAUGGAAAGUUUAUUUCCCGUACUUUAGAAAAGCUGUUCACUUAUUAUCAGAAUAGUCAGCUGAAUGAAAAAGCAGAAAGUAUAAAAGCUAAGCUGGAAAAUUUACGACUGCAAAACUUUUCUAAUGAUGAUGAAUCAGAUGUAGAAGAUGAAAGUGAAGAUCCAUUUGCAGAUAUACACUUAAGUGAAAUAUCUGACAUACAGAGUGAAACAGAAGAAGAUACGGAUUUAGCAGCUAGAUCAAAACGACGACCAAAGAAAGCUGUAACCAAAGUCAAUGAAAAAGGGGAGACUCCACUGCAUCAGGCUUGUAUCAAUGGUAACUUCAGCAUGGUCAAACGACUGGUGGAAAGUGGACAUCCAGUUAAUACUCGAGAUUUCUGUGGCUGGACUCCCCUUCAUGAAGCAUGCAAUUAUGGUUAUUAUGAUAUAGUUGAAUAUUUAUUGGAAAAAGGAGCUCACAUAAAUGAUCGUGGAGGGCCUUCAUGUGGUGGUAUAACUGCUCUUCAUGAUGCAGCAUCUUGUGGUAAUUUAGAUGUCAUGCAGUUGUUAAUUUCCAAAGGUGCAUCUGUUACCAUACUUGAUGACAAUGGAGAAUCACCCCUGCAGGCUCUUCAGAAUUGGAAGAAAAGAAGCAGGAAUGACUUGGAUGCUGUAACCCUUAAGCAGUGCAAAUGUGUAGAAGAUCAGUUAAAGGAAAAAAUGGCUCAAGCUGGUCAAGUGGUGAAAGAAACUGAAGAAUUUAAUCAAGUUAGUUUAACUACAUUGGAAACAAAUGUCCCUUUUAUUGAUGAUCAGGUAACUCCUGUAAGCCAGACAGAUCGAAGAGUUGAGAAACGUGCCAGAUCACCCAGCAUAUCAUCAGACACAAGUGAAGGCGAAAUGGAACAUUCAGAACCUCUUUUCUCCAUCAGGAAGGAAGACUGGGAUAAUGCUCAUCAAGUUCAAUCGGAAUAUCAAGCCGUAAUGGCUAGUUUAAGACGCAGUGCAAAGACUGCUACAAAGCCAGUGAAUUCAGCUCCAGAACUAGCAAAGACUUCUCUCUUAAAUGAAACAGAAAUUGUCAAUGAUUGGUUGAUAAAAGAUACUGACCAGAUACCUAAAGUAAAAAGAAAAAAGAGGAAAAUGUCACGCCUUAAUGUAAGGACAAGUAAAUCCAUUUGUAAUUAUUUGACUUCAAAUAAUAAAUCAACAAAUAAUAAUAAUACAUCACUGUUUUCAAACGAUGAUAAUGAAAAUUUCAUAGUUGAAGAUGACAGCAGCAACAGUUCACAUUCUUUCCAGGAUACAUCUGCAGAAAACGAAAAAACUGUUUCUCAGCCACCUAAAAAGGGUAAUUCAAAAUUAUCUUUUUGUCUACGAGUACGCAUAACCGAUAAGCUAAUUCUUGUUCCUGUGCCAGAAGAAAAUUGUACCGUUGGAUGGCUUGCCGAGCAAGCUGCUAAUCGAUAUCAAAAUUUGGUUGGUAGUAGACCACAUUUGACAUUAAUGACAAAAGAUGGAGCUUUACUUUCAAGUUCUGAUUUACUAAGGUCAAUCUUUGAUAAUAAUGAUGAAGUAACUUCUUCAGUUGAAUUUUGGGAUCAGCCUACCUUGCAGGAACGUUAUGUCCAAAUGUGUAACAAACGAGGUGUGAAAGCUUUGGCUUCCAUUGAAAAAAGAUUUCAGAAUUUUGAAACAUGUCCUGAACUGAAUUUUUCCAAUUGCUCUAUCACUUCAUUACAAAUUACUUUGAUAUUUUUAUCUCUCUCAAAUUAUAAGACUCUGCAGCAUCUUGAUCUUAGUGGUACUGUAGUUACAGAUGCCAGUAUGAGUGAAUUAAUUUCUUGUUUUCCAUCUUUAACUUCUUUAGUAUCACUUAGCCUGAGUUGUUGUUGCUUGACUUCUCAAAGUAUAAAGUGCAUUGCAGAAUAUUUCCAUAAAAAAGAUAAUCCUGAAGAUAAACUUCCCAAUCUUAGAUCACUUAACUUAAGUUACAAUGUGUUCAACUCGGGAUGUGAACCAUAUUUUGAGGUUAUUUUAAAACUGUCAUCCUUAGUCAGUUUAGACCUUUCUUUUUGUGGUUUAAAUUCUUCAUUUUUUUCUAGUGAGGAGCUCUGCAGGACACUACAAACAUGUCAGAAUUUGGAAGAAUUUAAUAUAUCAGGAAAUACUUUAGGAAAGCAUGGUUUGAAUGAAUUUUUACAGUGUCUUCCAAGGAAAAAGUUAGCAAAAUUUGAUCUUUCUUACACUACUUCAGAAAGUAUCGACAUUGGAAGAUUGAUCCAUGACUUCAUUUCUGAAAAGAUGUUUUUUCUGAAAGAACUUGUUCUACAAGGGUGUCAUUUAAAAGAUAUAGAUUUAUAUAAUAUUUCAUCAAAAUUUUCAAAUUUAUCGCAGCUUCAGUCUUUUAAUUUUUCUGCCAAUCCACAUUUAUCCGGUGAUGCAGUAUGUUUUUUCCUAAGAACGGCCUGUAUAAAUGAUAUUGUUCUGACGUAUUUUAAUGUAACUGGUACUUGUGUAUGGAAGAAAGAAGAUGUAUCAUCUCUGACUGAUGUGUUCAGAUUGAAAACUUUACAGCAUAUGUGUUUAGAUAAUAUUUCAGAUAACUUAUUUGAAGAAUUGGUAUUAUCAUGGAAAAACAACUGGGGAAAUAGAGCUAAAUUUUUUUCAUGUGUUUUUAAUGAAUUGAGUAUUGCCUAAUGUCCAUACUUUUAUGAAUUUUUAACAUGCCAAAAUUUUCUUUUUAUGAAAUCUUAAAAAUUUGAUUAUUAUUUAUUAUAUUUUGUUAUUAAGGGAAAAAUAAUUAAGAAUAAAAUGUCAAGAUAUUAGUACAGCUUAAAAUCAAAUAUUUAUGAAUUUUAACUAUUCAGAUGAAUUUAUAUAACAGAUGUAGGUUCAUAAGAAAUGCUGUGUUAUGUGUUUUAAAAACAGGCAAAAGUACUUAAUCUUUCUUUCAAAAAACUCUAGAAAUAUGCUUAUUAAAAUUCAAAGGUAUAUAUAAUAUUUUUAUUUUAAGAAAAAUGUGAUUGACAAAAGUAUUUUUUGCUGUAGUUACAUUUUUAUAGUAUUGUUUUUUUAUAACCAAUAACUUGUAAGAAGAAUAUUUAUUAGGACAUGUAUAUUAAUGCAACCACCUUGUAUUAAUAUUAUAUUUUAUUAAUAUAAUUGGCACAGUUUUACAAAUGAAAAUAUAUGAAUUAAUUAUCAAGUUCUUGACUUUUUUAAAAGGAUUUUACGAAUUUAUCAAGUGCAAGUUCGUGACUUUUUUAAAAAGAUUUUACGAACUAUUGAUAUUUAUCGUAAGUGGGUAAACUUCAUCACAGCACUUUAAAAAUUUAAAAUACUUAUUUAAAUUAUUAAAUAAGGUUUAUAUGAUACAUGAAAAUGUAAAACUUUUUUGCAAAAUCCUGUAAUUUUUUAUGCACUGUUUUUCUUUUCAUGUACAUAUCAAUCUGUUUCCACAUUAAAAAAAAAAAAGAAUCAGAAUAUUGCACAAAUUCUGCAUCAUGGAUAACCGCAGCAUUUCACACUGGCCAUCUGCCAAACGUCAUUAUUCCCUUUAUUGAUUUUGUGAAAAAUUACUACAUUCCUCCAGAAAUAUUACUACAGUUUCUUCCAUCACUAGCAAAUUCUACAAACACACAUUUUAAAAUUGAGUUUAAAACAAAAAAUAUUAUAAUUAGUCUACGAAAACCUUUGUAAUAGGGAAUACAACAAAAAGAAUGCAUACAAAAAUGGUGACAUGCUUGACAGAUGGAUUAUUAUGAGCAUGGCUGCCUGAAGAACGGUUGCUAAUUUAGCACUUUUUGAAAAUAUCGCAACUUCUACUAAGAUGGUUGCAAUAAUAUGUAAUAACCAAUUUAUUUUAUUUCUGACAAUAUAAAAAAUCAAUAAUUUUAUGAUCCCUAGAUAUGAUAUUUUGUGUAUAUCCUUUCAAGUUAAUAUAAUUGAUAACUUUUUCAAAAUAGUUAAGAAUGCAUCAUUUUACAGGGUGCUUCAAAAAGAAUCCCCCCCUCAAUUAAAAUGCAUAUAUUAUGAAAAAACUGAACGUCGAUACAGUGCAAAGUCCGUAAUCCGGACUCGUCGGGACUUCGGCGAUUGGAUAG
Messenger RNA from Stegodyphus dumicola, 5491 nucleotides. RefSeq names its product tonsoku-like protein. Gene Ontology annotation, molecular function: protein binding. Gene Ontology annotation, biological process: replication fork processing; double-strand break repair via homologous recombination. Lineage: Eukaryota; Metazoa; Arthropoda; Arachnida; Araneae; Eresidae. The record is from RefSeq and is a predicted model, not a curated record. Gene Ontology annotation, cellular component: nuclear replication fork.